AGCUGAGAGGCUCUGCUUGUGCGUGUGCGUGUGAGUGUGUGCGCGCGCGUGUGUGUGUGUGAGAGAGAAAGGGCGAGAGAGGGAGAGAGAGAGACUGACUCUGUGUAAGGGAAAGAAAACAAUUUCUCCUGCUCUGCAGCUUCUGUUCAGGAUCAAUGUGACUUUAUUAACAAAUGGAUGAAUGAGUGUCCAUAUGAAGAGGAAAACAAUAAAGCUUUGCAGACUGACCAACUUUCAGAAGGAGGGAGAGAAAAAGACCUGGAUGUGCAGUAGGAGGACAAAUAGUAGACUUGGAAGUUACCCUUAUUGGAUGAAAUUAUGAGUCACUCUCAUUAACCGGGGAUUGAACUCAGGCCCCUGUGCUUACCAGAAUACCAACACCUUUGAGAACAGAAUGUUAAUGCUUGAUGGGAUGCCGGCAGUCAGAGUCAAAACAGAGCUUUUGGAAUCUGAACAAGGGUCUCCAAACGCCCACAGCUACCCCGAUAUGGAAGCCGUUCCCCUGUUGCUAAAUAACGUGAAAGGGGAGCCUCCAGAGGACUCGUUACCUGUCGAUCACUUCCAAACACAAACUGAGCCUGUGGACUUGUCAAUAAACAAAGCCAGGACAUCCCCCACUGCCGUUUCAUCCUCCCCGGUUUCCAUGACUGCCUCUGCCUCGUCACCUUCUUCAACUUCAACCUCGUCAUCAUCUUCCAGUCGCCCAGCCUCAUCCCCAACCGUUAUAACAUCCGUCUCUUCAGCAUCAUCGUCGUCAACAGUAUUAACUCCAGGACCCCUUGUUGCCUCUGCAUCUGGUGUGGGAGGCCAGCAGUUUUUGCACAUUAUCCAUCCUGUUCCGCCUUCAAGUCCCAUGAAUUUACAGUCUAACAAACUGAGCCACGUUCACCGCAUCCCUGUGGUGGUGCAGUCGGUGCCUGUUGUCUACACAGCUGUGCGUUCACCUGGAAAUGUGAACAACACUAUUGUCGUGCCGCUUUUGGAGGAUGGGAGAAGCCAUGGCAAAGCACAAAUGGACCCCCGAGGCCUAUCUCCCAGACAAAGUAAAAGUGAGAGUGAUGAUGAUGACCUGCCAAAUGUGACCUUAGAUAGCGUUAAUGAGACUGGAUCUACGGCCCUUUCCAUAGCCAGAGCAGUACAAGAGGUGCAUCCAUCCCCAGUGUCAAGGGUCCGGGGAAAUCGAAUGAAUAACCAGAAGUUUGCUUGUUCCAUUUCACCAUUUAGUAUUGAGAGCACAAGACGCCAGAGACGGUCCGAAUCCCCAGACUCCCGGAAACGGCGGAUCCACAGAUGUGACUUCGAGGGAUGCAACAAAGUGUACACAAAAAGUUCUCACCUGAAGGCUCACCGGAGGACACACACAGGGGAGAAACCUUACAAGUGCACCUGGGAAGGCUGCACCUGGAAGUUCGCCCGCUCAGAUGAACUGACGAGGCAUUACCGCAAACACACGGGAGUGAAGCCAUUCAAGUGUGCAGACUGCGAUCGCAGCUUUUCCAGGUCAGACCACUUGGCCUUGCACCGCCGGAGGCAUAUGCUGGUGUGAGGAAGGCUUCCUGUCCAGCUGGGCAUAAGAGCUGGCUCUCUGCGAGGAACCCAGUUCAGCAGGGCUGAAUCCCCUUCACAGUGUUAACACAAAAGGGCGUCACCAUCCCACGAUGUCUGAAACCAGAGCAGGAAUAAGAAGGAAUACUUCUCUCUCGAUCUGAAGGUAACCCCCAUCCUGACUGCUUGAGAGACAUCCUCACGCUGGCCUGGAAGUUCAGCGACAAAUGUUGAAGAGACAGGCAUUGUUUUCCGUGCUGUGUCCUCUGCCAUUUA
This is a messenger RNA of Octodon degus (degu), 1821 nucleotides long. It is a transcript of the gene Klf12, whose product is annotated as Kruppel like factor 12. Gene Ontology annotation, biological process: regulation of transcription by RNA polymerase II. NCBI's taxonomy places the organism in Eukaryota, Metazoa, Chordata, Mammalia, Rodentia, Octodontidae. The record is from RefSeq and is a predicted model, not a curated record. The coding region runs from base 395 to 1546 and encodes 383 amino acids. Gene Ontology annotation, molecular function: DNA-binding transcription factor activity, RNA polymerase II-specific; RNA polymerase II cis-regulatory region sequence-specific DNA binding. The transcript has 10 exons.